AUGGCGGCCUCGCCCCGCGCCCUUCGAAAUGGCCUCCCCGGGAGCGGCGGGCGGCCCUGCCCCUUUCCAAAAUGGCGGAGACGGCGUCAGCGCGUCACGGCGGCGGGGGGCGGGGCGAGCGGGUCACGGGCCGCGCCGCUGCCAUGGCAACGGGCGGGGAGCGGGGGCGGGAUGGAGCCGGCCGGGAUGGAGCCGGCGGGGAUGGGGAUGGAACCAGCGGGGAUGGAGCCGGAGCCGGCGGGGAUGGGGACAGCGGGCAUGGGGGUGGAACGGGCGGGGAUGGGGACGGCGGGGAUGGAGCCGGCUGGGACGGAGCCAGCCCGGGAGGCGGAGGAGCCCCCGGGGUCCCCGGCCCUGCCCGCUGAGCCCCGGCAGGGCCCGGGCGGGCGGGCGGCGCGGGGCAGGGCCCGGCGGGCCCCGGGCCGGCGCGGCGGGGACGAGGGCGGCCGGCGGCCCGGGGUCACAGUGGACAGUUCCAAGGCCAAGACCUCGCUGGAGGCGCUGAAGAUCAGCCUGCGGCAGCUCCGCUGGAAGGAGUUUCCUUUUGGCCGCCGCUUGCCCUGCGAUAUCUAUUGGCAUGGGGUGUCGUUUCAUGACAAUAAUAUCUUCUCAGGUCAAGUCAACAAGUUUCCAGGUAUGAUGGAGACAGUCCGGAAAAUCACCCUGAGUCGGGCCAUGAGAACAAUGCAGGACCUGUUUCCUCUUGAGUAUAACUUCUAUCCUCGGUCCUGGAUUCUGCCAGAAGAACUUCCCCUCUUUGUGGCUGAGGUUCGGGUGAUGAAGGACAGCGAUCCGUCCUGGAAGCCCACUUUUAUUGUGAAGCCUGAUGGAGGCUGCCAGGGGGAUGGAAUCUACCUCAUUAAGGACCCCAGUGACAUCAGGCUGACAGGAAGCAUCCAGAGCCGGCCAGCUGUGGUCCAGGAAUAUAUUUGCAAACCACUGCUCGUGGACAAACUGAAAUUUGAUAUUCGUCUUUAUGUCUUGCUGAAAUCCUUAGAGCCCUUAGAGAUUUAUAUAGCCAAAGAUGGACUUUCUAGGUUUUGUACGGAGCCCUAUCAAGAACCCACUUUAAAAAAUUUGCACCAGGUUUUUAUGCACUUAACCAACUAUUCACUAAAUAUCCAUAGUGAGAAUUUCAUCCAUUCUGACAGUGUAAACACUGGCAGCAAGAGGACUUUUUCAAGCAUUCUGUGCAGACUGUCUUCCAGAGGAGCUGAUGUCAAAAAGCUCUGGUCAGAUAUAAUUUCACUGGUGAUUAAAACUAUUAUUGCACUGACUCCAGAACUGAAAGUUUACUAUCAGUCUGACAUCCCGUCAGGAAAGCCUGGGCCAACUUGCUUCCAGAUUUUAGGGUUUGACAUUCUCCUGAUGAAAAACUUGAAGCCCAUGUUACUAGAAGUAAAUGCAAACCCCAGCAUGAGAAUAGAACAUGAGCAAGAGCUUUCUCCUGGAGUAUUUGAGAAUGUCCCAAGCCCUGUUGAUGAAGAAGUGAAAGUUGCUGUCAUCAGAGACACUCUGCGCCUGGUGGACCCCCAGAAAAAAAAGAGGAAAGAUGCCCAGUGUCCACGCUUGGAGCACGUGCCGGAAUCGAGCGAGUCGCUGCCGGAUGCGGUGCCGGCCGAGCGGCCGGAGCCGGACGGUCCCCGGAGCCCCGAGGCCGGGCUGCCCUCCCUCUGCCUCAAGCAGGUGUUCCCCAAGUACGCCAAGCAGUUCAGUUACCUGCGGCUCGUGGACAGGGUGGCCGCGCUCUUCAUCCGCUUCCUGGGGGUCAAAGGCACGACCAAGCUGGGGCCGACGGGUUUCCGGACCUUUAUAAGAAACUGCAAACUGAGUAACAGCAAUUUUUCAAUGGCUGCUGUAGAUAUCCUGUACAUUGAUAUCACAAGGAGGUGGAACAGCAUGGGAAUUGACCACAAAGAAUCAGGAAUGUGUCUGCAGGCCUUUGUGGAAGCUUUCUUCUGCCUGGCUCAGAAGAAGUACAAGUCCCUCCCUCUGCACGAGCAGGUGCUGUCGCUGAUCGAGUUCUGUGAGUGUCACUUGGCUGCCCUGGACGAGAAGCGCCUGCUGUGGGGCUGGGGGGUCCCGGAGCGCCGGGGGGGCACUGGGGGGCCCUGCCAGGCUGAGGGGCUGCACCUCAGCCCAGCUGCUCCAGCCCUCCUGAACCGCACGGCCACGGCCUCCAAACUGGCAGAUUAUAGAACCCAGCGCAAUUAGGCGGGACAGGACUGGGAGUUCCUUCCCAGCUGUGCCCCUGAACUGCUGGGGGAGACACAGGCACUGAAUUCCUCCAUCUGAGAGUCACAGCUGUUUAUUUCAGCUGGUUUUUAUUUAUGGUCUUCGAAAAGUCUUCUGCAGGCUGCCAUUCUCAAAUAGUGACCUUGGCAAUGGCUGUUUCUUGAGCUCUCUGUGGGUGCCCCUCCCGUGACACGCUGUGCUUUCCUCCUGAGUGUGUGGAAACCAGGCAGGAAGGGGAGGACCAAAACACGAGGGGAACCAGCACCGUGGGAUUGGCUGCACUGGUGGAGAGGCACACUCGUGUCAAAGGAAUUACACUGCUUUGGGAG
This is a messenger RNA of Chiroxiphia lanceolata (lance-tailed manakin), 2564 nucleotides long. RefSeq names its product tubulin tyrosine ligase like 11 (gene TTLL11). Lineage: Eukaryota; Metazoa; Chordata; Aves; Passeriformes; Pipridae. The transcript is spliced from 10 exons. Gene Ontology annotation, molecular function: tubulin-glutamic acid ligase activity; tubulin binding. The record is from RefSeq and is a predicted model, not a curated record. Gene Ontology annotation, biological process: microtubule cytoskeleton organization; protein polyglutamylation. Bases 1 to 2214 code for a protein of 737 amino acids. Gene Ontology annotation, cellular component: cilium.